Molecule: messenger RNA, 1165 nt
Organism: Hyposmocoma kahamanoa
Lineage: Eukaryota; Metazoa; Arthropoda; Insecta; Lepidoptera; Cosmopterigidae
Exons: 7
Coding region: 13-717 (234 amino acids)
Source: RefSeq, a predicted model, not a curated record
GCACACCGUAAAAUGCUUGUUUGUCGAGGUCCGCCUUACAAAGACAGCAUCGCAUCCAGGUCAGCGCACACUAUCGGAGGGGCGGUGAAGGUGAAGCACAGUCAUGUGAACGCUGACUUCGCACGGAUGAGGACUCGUAGCCUGUGUAACCGAGAGGAACUGAUGAACCAUUCAAGUGGAAAAGAGUCUCGCAUUGUUCGGACAUACGGCAUGACUUCCGUGUGUUUUCUCUCUUCCCGGUCAUCAAAUAAAGGACUAAGACUGGAAGCUAGAAGUAAGUCUCAAUCACCUUCCAAGAUACCAGUGAGGCCAGGGGCACAUAGGGCAUGCAGUGAAAAUAGAUCUUUAUCGCCUCGACCAAGAUCUGUACAGCGUGAUAACAGCCUAGAUUGUGUGGAUAUCCUGAGUAAAACUCGUUCGAAAACACUAAGCUUCUUACAUCCUUAUAACAACAACGCUGACAUCAUAUCGGACACAAGUAGCAGGAGAACCAGCUACAAAGGGACUUCUGAUAAUACUUCCAAAUGUAGUACACUCACAGUUAUUGAGAACGGGUACGGAUCUCCUUUAGUGUUGCCUAUUCAUAGGCGUCUAACUCUUAGGCGUGAGGGAGGCAAAGUCGGGAGCAACGCUGUUAGUGUGUCCAACGCUAAACAGUCUUUGGUUAACGUAAAGGCCCCCCCUAUAUUGUUGAAGCCAAGAGGUAAGACCAGUUAGCAGGAUUAUUUAUAGUGUUCAUAAACGCUAUAAAGGUGGAUUCGCAAUACACAAAUUCUGGCAAUAUAUUGCCGCAAUUUAUAGUGUUGCGCGAUAUGAUCUUGAGUUGACCAAUCAGGAACUGUCGCUGCAGAAUGACUGAAUCCACCUUAAAGCGAUUAAAAUCUCAUAGAUAAUGUUUGUCAAGAUCAAAUGAUUCAAAAAUCUGUUUUUGGACAUAUCUAGAUUCUGUCUAAUUGUGAGUCGUCUACAACUUACUUCACGUUAUGAACGCCUUAAAUAUUUCUUUGUUUAGCUAGGUAUAUACCUAAAAUCAAAGAUGUAGACUUUUUUUGUUAGAGACAAUGUUAAAAAGAAUGUUGGUGACUCGUUGGUUCAGUUCUCAAUGAACUCACUUAGGUAAACAAUUACUAUUACAAAUUAAACAAAUUACUAUUAAAUGGGUAAU